Messenger RNA from Panicum hallii, 2232 nucleotides. Its product is annotated as NADPH-dependent aldo-keto reductase, chloroplastic-like. Gene Ontology annotation, molecular function: aldose reductase (NADPH) activity. The record is from RefSeq and is a predicted model, not a curated record. NCBI's taxonomy places the organism in Eukaryota, Viridiplantae, Streptophyta, Magnoliopsida, Poales, Poaceae. Gene Ontology annotation, cellular component: cytosol. The transcript is spliced from 8 exons. The coding region runs from base 1132 to 2046 and encodes 304 amino acids.
CCCUGCUACUGAGCGAAGGUGCGGGCGCACUGGUGGUGCGAGAGCAUGGGCGGCAGCCGCCGAGCGAGGGUGGCAUGGCUUGGGCCUGGGCCUGGGCUCUGGGAGCAUGGGCAAACCGCAAACCCAGCCAUGCAGCACGGCGCACCGCUUGCUUCGCUCGCCACUAAGGAUGCAAGUGGGCGCGUUUAGGCAUGGUCAUGGUGCAUGCUCCUCAGGGCUCGAUCACCCUGUCAGCAGCGUAUGGCUUGAGCCCAUCAAAUGUAGUCCCAUGGACCCCUCUGAAUUUCAGUUUCAGUUUCAUCAUGACCGGUUCCCAAUUCACAGCCCGAGUACGGAGAAGUUAAACAUCCAUCUUUGGGUCAUCCAGGUGCGACCAUCACGCACCGGGAGAUGUGCCCGAGGCAUUGCAGCAGAGCCUGGACGAUUUGCAGCUUGACUACUUGGACCUUUACCUUGCACGCACCUUUCUUGCAUCUCAACAUUUCAGUACCCAACUUUUUUUUUCGCAUGUCGAUCGAAUUGUUUUUGCACUUUAGCAUGUCGACCAAACUGUCUCUGCAGUUUAGCAUGUCGAUCAAAAAAAUAUAUACACAAGUGUGCACUUUUGUAGAUCCAUUGGCCAUUCAAGCUCAAGAAGGGAACCAGCCUCUUCAGCCCUGAAAACUAUGUUUCGCCUGACAUCCCGGCUACAUGGGAGGCAAUGGAGAAGCUAUACACGAUGCUGGCAAAGCCAUAGCUUUGGAAAUCUUGUUUUCCUGCGAACUCGAUAAACUUUGGCAUCGUUUUCUUGGUUUCUUGAUUCGAUUUUUUUGGCGCAUGCGAUGCGACCUGUGUCUACCCGUUCUGCAUCCUCGUGAUACGCUGAGUGGCAUCUCCCCAUCUGGCACAUACUAUACAGGCUAGGCGCGACUGACAUGCGGGCCCCGCUAUUCGGCAUCUUUUGGCUCGUUCUCCUUUUGGCCCGCGCGCCCCACUGACCACCAUGGCAGUUUGCGUCGCGUUGUCGUGGGAGUCUGUCUAGUCUUCACCCCUCCCUGUCAAGUGGUUCCAAACCGUGCCCCAGCUCGAUUCCCACCACCGUCGGUCUCGGCGCCGGAGAGGAAAGAGGAGGAGAGCAAGAGGAGGAAGGACAUGGCCACCUAUUUCACGCUCAACACCGGCGCCCGCAUCCCCUCGGUGGGGCUCGGCACCUACAAGGCCGGCCCCGGCGUCGUCGGCGACGCGAUCGCCGCCGCCAUCAAGGCCGGGUAUCGGCACAUCGACUGCGCGCCCCUGUACAACAACGAGGAGGAGAUUGGUGUUGCUCUGAAGAAAGUCUUCGAUGACGGCGCCGUCAAGCGAGAAGACCUGUUCAUCACCUCCAAGAUAUGGUGCAGCGAUCUCGCACCCGAAGACGUUCCGCUGGCAAUCGACAGCACUCUGAAUGAUUUGCAGCUGGAUUACCUUGAUCUGUACCUGAUCCAUUGGCCCUUUCAGAUAAAGAAAGGCAGUGAAAUCAGUCCUGAGAACUUUGUCCAGUUUGAUAUGCCCAAGACUUGGCAAGCAGUGGAGAAGUUGUACGAUUCAGGCAAAGCUCGCGCGGUCGGCGUGAGCAAUUUUACGAUGAAGAAGCUGGCCGAUCUGCUUGCUAUAGCCCGUGUUCCUCCUGCCGUUAAUCAGGUGGAGUGCCACCCCGGCUGGCAACAAGCGAAACUCAGAGCGUUCUGCCACUCCACUGGAGUACACUUCUCUGCGUAUGCGCCUCUAGGCAGGAUGAAAGUCGUUGCGAAUAACCCGCUGGUGACAUCAAUAGCCGAGAGCUUGGGGAAGACUCCGGCGCAGGUUGCUCUACGGUGGGGGAUUCAACAGGGUCAGAGCGUGCUUCCUAAAAGUGCCAAUGAGUCAAGGUUGAAGGAGAACAUCGACCUGUUUGGUUGGUAUAUUCCUGACGAACUGUGUGCCAAGUUUUCUGAAAUUGAACAGGUUAAGCAAAUCAGAAACGAUUCAUUCGUGCACCCGCAGAGUAUGUACAAAACAAUUGAGGAGCUGUGGGACGGUGAGAUCUAAAUGAAAAUCAUCACCGGUAUGAAAUCGAAUCCGUGACCAGAGUUGACAUUCAUGCCACGAAAUAGGCACACUUUUGUCUUAGAAGGGGAAAUAAAGAAAGAAAUGCUCCCUCUGUUCUAACGUUCUAAAUAGUAGGCCAGUUUAAUUUUGUUUUAAGUCAAGCUUUAACAAAAAAGAAAGAGCAUA